AUGUCGAAGGCCACCACCGGGAUAGUCGCCGCUGUGGGCAUCGUGGCCAUCGUGUCACUAGUCCUUAACAUCCUCAUAUGGGUCAAAGUAAAGGACGACUACUCUGACACCAAGACUAAUUCCGAACCAAAUGUAAAAUACGAACAAAUUCCUAUAAAAAUAAAUCCAAUCCCCACAGCGGUAAGGCACACAGCGCCAAAAAGCAGACCAACAAAGACAAGGCUCAGAACGAUUACUAGUGUGGGGAAGGGUAGACCAUUUGGUUCAAACCCAGAGCCUAUGUAUGUCAAUGAUACACACUUUUGUCCAAGUUAUGGAGAGCCGGACAAUAAGCCCGAAUAUCAGGAAGCUGCUUCGUUCAUUCUCAGUGGACUCGAUCAACAUGUUGACCCUUGCGAUGACUUCUAUACCUUUGCAUGCAAUACUUAUAUAAAAACCCACAACGCGUCUGAGAUUGGAGUUGAACGAAUAGGAACUUACGAUGAAGCGCAGGAUGCUGUGAACUUGGAAAUUACGGAUGCGCUUUUACCUGUUGAAGUUAGUGAUACUUCCAGGUCAGAAACCGAACGAAUUGUGAAGGCGGUAAGUAGGAAUUUUUGA
Molecule: messenger RNA, 600 nt
Organism: Cylicostephanus goldi
Lineage: Eukaryota; Metazoa; Nematoda; Chromadorea; Rhabditida; Strongylidae
Source: the annotation of a GenBank genome assembly